CUUUACUUGUGGCGUUGAGGAGGAGCUCAGUUGUUUAUUCAUUCACGUCAGCCCCUCUCUCCUUCCCUUCCUUCCUUCCUGCUACACACAACGGGGACCCACCGUUGUAACUGUUUUUCCGAUAUUAAAAAUAAUCACAGUCACGUCGCCACCAUAAACCGAUUUUGGAAUCAGGAGGAGGCGAGCCGGCGCCUGGGUAGAUGUGAGCCCAAGGUAAUGGCCAGGCUGGUGGACGCAGGCACACAGACUGAUCCAGUAGUUGUGCUGUCCUUGGCCCAGGCCGCCGUGCUAGGUCUCAUCUCCCAGAAUGAAGUGUUUGGCGCCACCAUCGCACCCAAUGGCUUCUACACUGGCGAACCCAAAGAGUCCCCCGCACCCCCAGUAGACGGAGUCGACUACGAGUACGCAGACCAGCUUAUUGGAGCCAACGGAGAUUACCUGGGAGACAACUUAGGAGAAGACGGCCAGAUGCAACCCAGCUGCAGUCAGAGGAGGUGGCAGCAGGGCCCUCCCCAACACCCUGACGGAAAAAUGGUCGGCCCCGAUCGACACAGCAUUCAAGGUGGCGAUGGGUCCUCUUCCCACGUCAAAGGGGAAGGUGUGAACUCCGGGAUGGCCUCAUGUGUCCACAUGCUGAACAAUAUGGCUCCUCGAGGUGGUUUAGUUCAGGUAGACCCAGCCGCCCUGAGAGCCACCAACAAGAACUGCACAGAGUGUGAGCGGGACGCCACCAACCAGCAGCAGUCCAACACACACGGGCACCCUCCUCCCUCCCAGGUGGGCCACAGAGGAGGGGAGCAGGCCCACAGAGGGGUGCAGGGCCAGCGUAGCAUGGGGGGCCACAGUCGAAGCGGCCGGGAGGACGAGGAGGAGGUGGAACACCAGGCGAACAACAUGAUGAAGCCCACACAGCAGGAGGAAGCCAUCAGCAGCUACUUCCAGACCAGCGAAGUGGGCAGCUACGACUCGGGGGAAAUGGGCAUGGGGGGCGACUAUGAAGAUAACAGCCAGGGCAUGAUGUGGGCAGACGGUAGUGGAGGAGGGGCAGGGCAGCACCAGCAGCACCAUCACCACCAGCCUCCUCGUCGACACGGCGGCCGCAGAGUGGACCGGCUAGACAUUAACAUCCAGAUCGACGAGUCGUACUGUGUGGAUGUCGGAGAUGGCCUGAAACGCUGGAAGUGUCGCAUGUGUGACAAAUCAUACACCUCCAAGUACAAUCUGGUAACACACAUCCUGGGCCACAAUGGCAUCAAGCCGCACGCCUGUCCGCACUGCGGGAAGCUCUUCAAGCAGCCUAGUCAUCUUCAAACCCACCUGCUGACCCACCAAGGUACUCGGCCCCACAAGUGUACUGUCUGCAAGAAGGGCUUCACCCAGACGAGCCACCUGAAGCGACACAUGUUACAGCACACUGAUGUCAAGCCCUACAGCUGCCGCUUCUGUCGUCGUGGCUUUGCCUACCCCAGCGAGCUGCGGGCCCAUGAGGCCAAGCACGAACGUGGCCGCUGCCACGUCUGCUCGCAGUGCGGCAUGGAGUUCCCCACUUACGCCCACCUCAAACGCCACCAGACCAGCCACCAGGGCCCCCACACUUUCCAGUGCACAGAGUGCAACAAAUCGUUUGCCUACCGUAGCCAGCUCCAGAACCACCUCCUGAAGCACCAGAGCCCAAGGCCUUAUACCUGCUCCCAGUGCGGCCUGGAGUUUGUGCAGCUCCACCACCUACGGCAGCAUUCGCUCACUCAUAAGGGGAUGAAAGGCCACAAGUGUGAUGUGUGUUCCCGGGAGUUCACCCUGUCUGCCAACCUGAAGAGGCACAUGCUCAUCCACAACAGCAUCCGACCCUUCCAGUGUCACGUCUGCUUCAAGAGCUUCAUCCAGAAACAGACCCUCAAGACCCACAUGAUCGUCCACCUGCCUGUCAAACCGUUUAAAUGCAAGGUGUGUGGCAAGUCUUUCAACAGAAUGUACAACCUUCUGGGCCACAUGCACCUCCACGCAGGCAGUAAGCCCUUCAAGUGCCCUUACUGCACCAGUAAGUUCAACCUGAAGGGGAACCUCAGCAGACAUAUGAAGGUCAAGCACGGAAUGGACGUUUCGCCAGACGGACAAGAAGUGCUUCCAGAAAUGGAUGGCCAGGGGGAGUACGAAGGACAAAACUUCAACUUUACAUCCCCAGACAGUAUGGACAAUGGUGGCUCCCAAAACCUCACUAAACUCACUACAGCGAACAUGGAGGACAUGGAGGAGUAUUACAAUUUUGGGAAGGAUACGAGCAGCUACACGACACCAUGAGUGGUGAUGGACCAGACCAGAUGGGUGUUUUGUUUUGUUUUUUUCAGAGGCAGAAAAGAAGAACGGCAAAUUGAAAAAUUGCUGCCCAGGCUUUGGGAGACACUGGGGUGGGGAGGGUUACUUUUUGUUUUGGCCUCCUUCACGAGCCAGAACUGACGAACUCUGAUGAGAGGCCAGGAAAGAGACGUACUUGAAAGGAGAAGUUUCAGCUCUGCUGCCGAAAGCAGAGACACUGAGACUGUCAGCAUGGUCUGGAACUCCUUUUUGGGAUUACUGCGCUACCGACUCAAAAACUCUCUGGCGGACAGUCAAAUCUGUAUGUUGUGUGUAUGUAUCAGUUAUUAAAAAAAAAAAAAAGGAAAAAAGUUGCAGUUGCAGAGCCCAUCACAGUUCCAUUUGAUGUGCUAGAAAAUUUGUUUACCAUUUUGUCAUUCGCAAUGUAUGCCCUUAUAUUUUUUACUUAAAAGUGCCAGCUAGAUCCAUUUGCAACUAAGCUUCCACUAUGUCAACAAUUUAUUCACUGUAUAUCAAAUGUUUGAUACAUAGCCACAACAUAUUCAUAGGUUUGAAUGCUCUUUCUAAACAAUUUCUAAUUGUUGUCAGUCAUUCCUGCCCAACCCUCAGUCAAAACAAGCCUGUGUUGCAAUGUUUUUUUUUUUUUUGUUUUUUUUUUGUUUUUUUUUUUCAAAUUUUGCACAGGACAUUGUGAGCCGUUAUUCUGCCAGGGCACUUCCUACCAAAGUUGCUACUGUCCCAUGUCGGCUGAUACUAGAAAAACCACAUUACCGACAUGUAAAGCCCUUCCACUGUACAAAUGAUUCUGCAACAUUCAGUGUGUUUACCCACCAGUUUUGUUUCACAUGGUGUAGCUUUACAUUAAUAUUCUAUCCCGUGUAGUGAAUAUACUGCUCUAGAUUUGAAUAAUUACCCGAGUGAACAGUACGAUGCACUUUUCAUUGAAACCUGUCAUUUUUCUGUGAAGGCUGUCUUCAGUAAGUAAGGGUGAACUCAUCUGCCUCAAGGAGAAGAGCUGGGGGAAAUAAGAUUGCCAAAUCUUCAAGGACCCCAUAAUGGCAAUAUUAUAAAACACAAACAGAUAUGCCUUCUCAGUUGAUUUUUGUAAAACUGCAGUUUCAAUGAUACGGAUAUUUCAGUUGCCAAUUGAAGAAUGAGCAGUUUGUAUGGAGAAUCAGCAGUUUGGGUUUUUGUUGUUUGUAGUUGCAGCACUCUGUUAAAUUCAGGGCUGGGUUCUAUUCAUUUUCAGUUCAGUUAUUUCUGCACCCCCCCUCCCAUGUUGAAUUAACUGAAUUGAAAAUGAACUGACACUAGUCCUGCUAUUCAUAGUUCUGUUUUGGGGAAGACAGUCUGCUCCCCCUGUCCUGCCAUGCAGGUCAGCCUUGAUAUGCACACUAAACCAGAGGAAUGGUCUACUAGUUCUUUUUUGGAAUGAGGAAUAUUAAACUGAGACCUCAUGGAAAUUGACCAUGAUUUAUUUAAUAAAGGUUCUCUAGUUUAAAUGA
Myripristis murdjan (pinecone soldierfish) is the source of this 3818-nucleotide messenger RNA. RefSeq names its product zinc finger protein 710b (gene znf710b). Gene Ontology annotation, cellular component: nucleus. The transcript has 5 exons. Gene Ontology annotation, biological process: regulation of gene expression. The record is from RefSeq and is a predicted model, not a curated record. NCBI's taxonomy places the organism in Eukaryota, Metazoa, Chordata, Actinopteri, Holocentriformes, Holocentridae. The coding region runs from base 217 to 2298 and encodes 693 amino acids.